This is a messenger RNA of Rhipicephalus microplus (southern cattle tick), 2685 nucleotides long. Its product is annotated as centrosomal protein of 104 kDa. The record is from RefSeq and is a predicted model, not a curated record. Gene Ontology annotation, cellular component: cilium. Lineage: Eukaryota; Metazoa; Arthropoda; Arachnida; Ixodida; Ixodidae.
AUGCCGCGCAAGAUCAACUUCAGCGUGGUCCAAGUUAGCGCCGAGGACGAAAACUUCCCCGCCUCUGAACUGAACCUGCACGGACCGACCGUCAAGGGAUGGCUCUCCAAAAAGUACUCAACAUACCCACAAGAGAUUGUUAUACAGCUGGAGACAAAAUGCCGCAUCUGUCGCAUCCAGAUCCUUUCCCACCAGUACUGCAUAGCCACCACAAUCGACAUCUACGUGGGCAACGUCCCCAAAGGACUCGACGUGGCUCUCUACAACGCCCGCUGGACUCAUUUAGGAGAAGUUUCACUGGCGGACAACCUGCACUCGGAGUACAAGUCGCGGGAGCUAAAGUCCGUGCUGGUGGACGCCAUUGGAGACUUCGUGAAGUUUUUGAUACACGCAAAUCACGUGAACAAGUACAACGUCUACAACCAGGUUGGAAUCGUUGCGUUAAACGUAAUCGGCGACGACGUGCAAGGAUUAGACGGCUCUGAAGAAGACGAGAAAACCACGUGGCAAACCAUCAUCAAGAGGAACGAGGAGAUUUCGCCCAUGGACGACCUAGCCUUCGACAUGUACGUGGAUACCGAGGUGGCGCAGAUACUGCGAAAGCUCGAGGCCAAGAAGAGGGACGCCAUUGCCGAAGAAAGGUUCGUGUUUGCAAAGAAACUGAAGAACGCUGUCGUGGAGCUUCAAAAGGUGGGCGAGAAGCUGGGCAAGAUGGUGAUUGAGAAGCAGAUGGCCGUCGAGAUGGAGGAUUUUGACCGGGCGCGCCAGAAGAAGCAGCACAUCGAGGAGUACCGCCUGAACGCCUACGAACACCUGCGGCUGCCCGAGCUCAUGGAGAUGGAAGGGUACAAUCCUGAGCGGGACUCAGCACUUCCAGGGCCUGUGCCCCCUCCCGAGAAGGUGGGCAAAGGCCUGCACGUGAGCAUGGACCCGCAACUGGAAGGUUCGGGGCCGGCUCGCAACGCGGGGCCCACCGAACAGCGGGCGGUGUCCCAGCAGCAGCAACAGCAGCAACAGUCGGCGCCCAGGCCGACCGCAACCAAGGCUCCCAAGAACUCGUACCUCGCACUCGAGAACAGGCUCGUGGCUGGAGCGCGCAAAGUUGAAAGCGAAGAAGACGGCAAAGAGCUGGUCUUGGGUCGGAUGUCACUGAGGGACCGUCAAGAGGCUGCUCUUCCUAUUGAAGUCUUUGGACUACGGCUGGUACAGAAGCUGUACUCCAAGAACUUCAUUCAGCGAGAAGAGGCCUUCAAGGAAAUGCAGCGGUUCCUGGAGCGCUACAACUCGCGCCGCAGUCGCCACUCGGCCGAGGACGUGCUCAAGGCCGUGACUUUUCUGCUUCAGAGAGGGGCCCGCGACAAGGUGCUCUCGGUUUUCAUACAGGCCCUGAAUUUGAUGCAGACAUUGUUCACGCGGUUCACAAUAGUCCAGCGAAUAUCGAAAGGAGACGUGACCGUUGCUAUAAACAAGACUGUUCCGCGGAUUCUCUACCGCACAGGCGACACCGCAGCCCCCAGAGUGAAGUCUGUAGCUAUCGACUUUCUCCUGGAAAUGGGUGACUACGAGGACGUUAAGGUUGUUCAAGCGAUGCUCCACAUCAUCCUCCGACCUUUCCCCGAGUCAACAAACCCGAGGCUCGCUCAGGGUCGUUGCGAGCUUGUAGAGCAGCUUGUCGCCAGGUUUCCACCUUUGAGCCAAAGCGAUCCACUGUUCGAGCACAUGAUGGCCUUUGCCAUCCGGGCGCUGUCUCAUCCGUCACUACAAGUGCGCGAGGUGGCCGAACAGAUUCUGCUGUCGCUGUACCGACUGCUGGGUACGCCCGUGCGCCAGUGCCUCGUUCCAGAGUCCACAAAGACUUCCAGGAACUUCACAUACAAGAAGGUCUUCGAAGAGUUCGAGAAGAUUGACAAGGAGGUACAGCCCGGUAGCGCCCAGCGAGCUCCACGGCGGCAGCGGUCAGCGUCGGCCGACAGCCCCAGUUCGGGGUCAGGCCGCCGGGAUUUCGUGAAGGAAGUUGCCGCGCCCUCCAGCCGGUCCCUACAGGAGUUGCCCAAGGCGUCGCAGCAGGAUCAAUCCACGCUAAACUUGGAUAAGAUGUGCAUAUUCUGUGAAGAAACCAACGACAAGUUCAACGCGGAGACUCUCAACUACCACUACUGGACGGAGUGUCCCAUGCUUAUGCUGUGCUACAACUGCAAGCAGGUGGUGGAAAUCUCUGGGCUGACGAGGCACCUCCUCGAAGAGUGCGUCUCUCGCAGCCAAUACAGGUUGUGCGUUCGGUGCAAAGAGGCGAUCGCGAAGACCCGCUUUGACGGCCACGUCAAGCUGAAAACAUGUGUCCUGGCCAAGCCUCCCCACCAAGCCAAUCACUGUCCACUCUGCCACCAGAACUUCGCACCGGGCGACGACGCCUGGAAAGUGCACCUCAUGAGCGAAGUGGGCUGCCCGUUCAAUCCGAGGAGGAGGAAUAAGUUUUUCCGGUGGCGUUCAGGUGAUGCAUGGCCACGGCUUGACAUUCCGAAUACUGACAGCAUGGCGGGAAAACUGAAGAUCCUGGGCGCGCUGCCGCCCGAGUACCGCCAGUACACGCUGCACCACUCGCGCAGCAAGUCGGAGCCGGCGCCGGCCAAGCGCAGCUCUGGCACCCAGACCAACGACGAAGACGACGAGCCCAAGGCCCAGUGA